Messenger RNA from Gamsiella multidivaricata, 6597 nucleotides. RefSeq lists its product as uncharacterized. The record is from RefSeq and is a predicted model, not a curated record. The coding region runs from base 393 to 6497 and encodes 2034 amino acids. NCBI's taxonomy places the organism in Eukaryota, Fungi, Mortierellomycota, Mortierellomycetes, Mortierellales, Mortierellaceae. Gene Ontology annotation, cellular component: endosome membrane; fungal-type vacuole membrane. The transcript is spliced from 7 exons. Gene Ontology annotation, biological process: phosphatidylinositol phosphate biosynthetic process. Gene Ontology annotation, molecular function: metal ion binding; ATP binding; 1-phosphatidylinositol-3-phosphate 5-kinase activity.
GCAACCAGGCAUAUCAACGCCAAUAAUCGCAGAAGAUAAGGACCGGACCAUCGUUGUCCGGCAACAUUACUCAGGAUCCUCGACCGUACCCAAGCGAGCAUCCUCCCUCUUCAAAGUAAGCACCAUGGAGCAUAGCAUUGUAAAGGACGACGACUCUGCCUCGCUCACUUCGAUGGCGCCACCCAUCGUAUCGCUCAGUCCCGCCUUUGGAGACCAACAAAUGUUCAAGGAUGGGCUGCUUGCCGAUUCGCCAGGCGCCAUGACCACUAGAGCCCCGGACAGCCGGAUAGUAGACCAUACACGACUCAGCGCAGGUAAGUCACGCAUCUCAAAGGUCUUGACGGCGUGAAAGGUAUUGCCCUGGAUCUUACACCCAGGGUCUUUUAUGAAACAUGCUAACUCCUCACGUUUGGCGAUUUACAAUAGGGGAUACCUCUGCAACCAGAGACUAUAUCCACCAAACUCUCGGCGCAAGAGAGGCAUUCGCUGACUCGGAUACGAGAUCGAUCAGAAGCUUCAGCUCUGGGCACCAGAAGGGCAACUCAUUGACUAAACUCAUCCGCCGUGUCAGAGGAGAAGGCGUGAACAGGGAUUACUGGAUGGCGGACGAAAAUGCAAAGGAGUGCUUUGGAUGCAGCGCCUCGUUCUUUGUCUUCAGAAGGAAACACCAUUGCCGCAUUUGUGGCCACAUUUUUUGUUCAAAGUGCGCAUCAAAAAUCAUUCCCGGAAUCAAACUUGGGUACGAAGGCUAUCUGCGUGUAUGCAACUACUGCUUGGAUGUCAUGCAGCAGUACGAGGAGCAGGAGAAUGGGCUCAGCGAGUACACCCCAGAUGGGUUCCGAAAGUUUUUACAUGCCGGAUCAAACUUGUUUCUGGCUCGGUCUCGGUCCAACACCGCAAAUGGUGACCAAAUCGAUGGCAGCACGGUGCCCUUCGGGAGGUCUCUUGCGCUUGAAGAUGCCAUGCACGACUCAAUUUUGGAUCCAGAAAUAGCGCCGUUCAUGGGAGAGGAGGAUGACGACGACCGAGACGACCUUUGGCCGUCGAACUCGCCCAAUACCAUAGGAUUUGUCACUCUCAACGAUCCAUAUAACGAUGGCAACAGCGACGAUGAUGAUGACGACAGCACUAUCUCUGACUUUAUCCCAAGGGAAAAGUUUAUCGUGCGCACAACCCGGGCGGAGGAAAUACGGGACAUGUUUUCAAAAGACCGUUCGCCCAUGAGCCGCCGCAUCAGUGUUAGCGGGAACCGACCCAACCGGAAUCUGAGUCUGAGCCUUAAGACUAGGGGCUUGCUUCGUUCUGACGGAUCAGAAUCUGCGAGAUCACCCAUGGAUAUCAGACCAGCCUCGCCGUUUUUGAGCUCGAACUCUCAGGCGCUGUUGCAUACCGGUCGUCACUCCCGAGCGGCGUCAAUGGCCGUCAGCCCAACAGAACUCAACAGUGCCUCUCUGCAGCACAUGCGCCGAUUGCUACGACAGCUCCUGACACGGUUCGAAAUCGACAAUGGUGAUGGCUGGGAAGAAGUCAUUAUGAAACUUGUGCUCAAGGUCUCGACAAGUAUUCAAAUCUUGGGAGGAAUGGACGUAAGGCAGGUCGUCAAGGUCAAGAAAAUCCCUGGCGGAACUGCCCAGGACACACUCUAUAUCAACGGCGUUGUUUGUACCAAGAACUUGGCCCACAAGCAGAUGAGUCGAGCCCUCCAAAACCCCAGGAUCCUGAUCUUGAAAUUCGCUCUGGAAUAUCAGCGUGUCGAAAACCAUUUUAUUUCUUUGGAACCGAUUGUGAACCAAGAGAGGGAAUACCUUCAGCACCUGGUCGCUCGGAUCGUCGCUCUGAGCCCGCAUAUCAUCGUUGUGGAAAAGACGGUCUCCAGAUUGGCGCUUGAAUUGCUGCUGAAACACAAUGUCGCAGUGGCAUAUAACGUCAAACUUGAGGUGGCCGAGGCGAUCGCCCAUUCAACCGGAGCCGACAUCAUUCUGUCGUUCGAUAAGCUUGUCAAGGAACCACGGUUAGGAACCUGCGGCUCUUUCGAAGUAAAGACGUUUGUCCACGAGUUGAUCCCCAACAAGCGAAAGAGCUACAUGUUCUUCCAGGACUGCCCAGGAAAUCUUUUCUGCUCCUUGGUUCUCCGCGGUGGAUCACUGGAAACGCUGAACAGGAUCAAGAAGGUGGUCCGAUUGAUGGUCUGGGUGUCGUAUAACCUCAAACUGGAGACUUCACUUAUGAGCGACCAAUUUGCCAUGACAUCGGCAGUGCGAGAAUCACGCCUCCUAGAGGAGGAGAAGGUCGAAAUCUCUUCCGAUGCAGAUAUCAGCCGUCUUCAAGAAUCACUCGUGCCAUACAAGCAAACGAUCCUUUCUGCAUCGCCCUUUGUCAAAUUCAAUCCUCCAUUUCUGCUGAAGCAAAUGAUCGAGGAUGCGGAAAAACUCAAGGCGAUCGAACAGUCCACAACACCCACAGCGCUACGGGAGAUCGGCAACGCAAAGAUUCUAUUUGCAGCCGCCAGUACGAGCGCUAUCAUCAACAAGUCAUCAACAGGCAGGUCGCAAGAUAGUGGAUUUGUCGAAGGCGCCUACAUUGACAUCUCUAACGACUUUCAAGCAAAGAGCAAAGCAUGGGAGGACUUUUUGAGCAGCAACAUUGGACCACCACAUAUCGUGCCAUUCGCUUACCAGAACCUCGCAUUUUUGUUUUCGAACAUCUGUAUGCCGACCAAGACGACCUGCGUCGGGCCUGUCAUACGCCUCAUUCAAUAUUAUAGUUUGUUGAGCGAUGUCACCCUCGCUCAUUACCUUGACCAAAUCUGCUGGGAGUCGAAUUUCAUCUGCCCGUCCUCAGCCUGCGAUCGACCUCUCCGAGACCAUCAACGCAUAUAUGCACAUGGCGAUGCCAAGAUUACUGUUAUUGUGGAGCAAUGGGAUUCACCUACAGCGCUGAAAAAAGACUCGAUCAUGAUGUGGAGCAAGUGCCAGAUGUGCGGUGUCUCUACUCCGCAGGUUUAUAUCUCGGAUGAUACCAAGAACUAUUCCUUUGGCAAGUUUCUGGAGCUGAUUUUCUACCAGAGCAACCUGACAUGCCGGGCCAACAUCUGCCCUCACGACAUCAAUCGCGACCAUAUUCGGUAUUUUGGCCUGGACACGCAGGUCGUCAAGAUUCAGCGGAUACCGAUUCGACUCUUUGACAUCAACUUUCCGCCCAUGCUCGUCCGUUGCAAGCCCGAGUACUAUGCACGGACCAAAAACCAGGAUUUGGAUAUUGUUCGCUCUCUGAUCACCAGAUACUGGGACUCGGUUAUGGUGAGGAUCAAAAACUGUAUUUUUGAUGUCGUCCAACCAUCCAAGAUCGAGGCCGCCAAGCAGGAACUACUAGAGAUGUCGAGGAACGUGGUCGUGGAGAAGAAGUGGAUACUGCAACUGCUGCAGCAGACUUAUCUCAACAGCUCUCCGACGGACACAUUGGCAUUGAACAUGGUGCGGAUCAAAUUAUACGAGAAGGCAGUGGCGUGGAACAAAACAUUCGGGGACUUUGCGCGUGAGUACUUCAAUCCAGAGCGCGAUUUUAGAAGGAGCACUACAUCGCAACUUCGGAGACUGUUCGACGAGAAGGAGUUUCCUGUCGCUUCGGAUCGAGCACACCAUGCGAGCUUGAUGAAUGAUUUGCCUAUGACUCUGGAUGCCGGUGACAGCAACGAGUUAAAUGGAGAGGAUUACAGUGACUUUGCACCUUCGGACCUACCUUACCUAGGUAGCUCGCCAACUUUGAAGGUUGCCCGAUCAAAGAUCGAAGAAGGAGAUGUAGCUGCACUUGAAAGCGCUAUUGAAAAGGCCACUUCACAGAUUGCCUUUCCAUUCAUGGAACCAAAGGUUACUCGCAGGCUAUCCAUGAAUCUAAUGCAGGAGUUUAGACCAAAACUCACGCACGCGCUGACGUCGGACUCGAUUUUAACUGUUACGGACGAGGACUUGGCUGAAAAGGCCAAGACCAAAGAGCCAUUUCCUGCGUCUACUAUACCCCGAAUUCCGCUGCCAGCCAGUUCGCGAACUACGACGCGGGUUUCAAGUCGCCUAUCAAUGGUGUCGCUACCAACUUUCGAUCCCAUGACUCUGCUGCAACAGGAGCGGAGGGAUAAUCAGCAUUUCAGGACCGGCCUUACCGCCACACCAACCCACUCUGGAGCGCCCUCAUCUUUGGGUUUAAAAAACAUGAACGAACGACUAAUCAUCCCGCUUGACCGCACUCCGACAAACGAGAAACCAAGCUCUACAUCCUCGACGUCAGGAAAGAAUCCGUUUUUCUUCAAUAAACCACGGCCAAGGCGACCCACGGAGACAGCUUCGUCCACAUCGACAGCGAGUAGUCCGCCUUCUAACCACGCAGUUUCACCAGAAAGAUUCUCUUCAGCCGCCAACAGCCUCACCUCGACAACCCUCAGCAGCAGGCGUUCAAGCUACCUAGCUCGUGCUCAGGGUGGAGGAAUACCCAUUCCGACGCAUGGUUCCACAAAUUCGUCGGAAACUCAUAGGAACGUGGUCGGUAACAGGAGUCGUUCUCUGACGCAGCCGAUGCCAGGACCGAACGGAACCGCUCGAGCAAGGUACAUGAAUGCUCUCUCUAGCCGCAAUGCGCGGCCGCUUGAUGCAAAGCAGCCAUCGAUCGAGGUGUUUUCGAGCGUCAAGGAGGCGGCCAAGGAGGAAUCAGAGGAUGAGGACGACUAUCAGUCCGAAGGUGAGGGUGAGGAGCCGUAUCAACCUAGCCGUGGCUAUACCUUCUCGCUAAUCCAGACGGAUGCCAUGGACGAAGCGCUCGGAAGCGAAGACCCUUUGACGAUGGAAGCAACCAACAACCUUAGGAGCAACAGCGUAGGUCCCAACGCAGGGCCGGGAGGUGCUCAUUCCUUAGCUAAUAAUGGGGACGAUAACGUGUCCCUAGAUCCAGUCCUGAUGAUGUUUUUGGGAGACGAUGACUACUCCGCCGAUCAACAACAGGAUUCAGGCACGAACAAUGCUAGUACUCACACUGGCGGACUCAGCUCGUCUGUGGUGGGAUCUCCGCCUACAAAGUCGUCGUCUAUGAACAUGACUGUCACCGGUACCUUGAGUGCGGCGCUGGCAGCAGCCUCAAAGUUGCCACAGCUGAGCGAAGUGGCCGAAGGCGUUGAACGCGGAUCCUUGAUCAAGACACUGUCCAACUUUUGGCAAGACCGGAACUCGCCUAAUUUCACGCCCCUAGACUAUCCCAUGCAACCGUUCGAGCAUGUUUUUCCAUAUUCGCAGAUUAUUUUUCCAUUCUUAGAUGGUUCGACUAUGCUGUACUGCAAGAUCUUUUAUAUGGAGCAGUUCCAUGCGCUUCGCAAGGCUGCAGGAUGCGAGUACUCUUACAUUCAGUCUUUAUCCCGAUGUUUGAGAUGGGAUGCAAACGGUGGUAAAUCUGGCUCCUCGUUCCUAAAGACUAGAGACGAUCGAUUUAUCAUGAAGCAGCUCUCGAAGGUUGAGUUGGAGGCGUUUAUCAAAUUUGCGCCGCAUUACUUUCAAUACAUGCAAAAGGCCAUUUACCACAAGCGACCGACCGUACUCGCCAAGAUUUUCGGAUUCUAUCGCGUGGGCUACAAACACGGGGCUCUCGGCCGAUCGAUGAACAUGGACGUACUGAUCAUGGAAAACCUCUUUUACGACCGCAAGAACCUUCAAAUUUACGACUUGAAAGGGUCCCGCCGCAAUCGAUACGUGCAACCCAGUGGUAGGGACAACGAGGUUCUCUUGGACGAGAACUUUAUCGAGUUUAUGUCCGAAUCUCCGUUCUUUAUACGCGAACACGCCAAGUUACAGCUCUCCGAGUCGUUGGCCAACGAUUCUCAGUUCCUACAGCGAUUCAAUAUUAUGGAUUACUCGCUCCUGGUCGCUGUGUCUGACGAGGAGCAGGAGCUUUUGGUCGGUAUUGUGGACUUUAUCCGCCCUUUUACCUGGGACAAGAAGCUAGAGUCCUGGGUCAAGGAUGCUGUCGGCUCCCGCGAGCCAACGAUUGUCUCUCCAGCGCAGUAUCGCAAGCGCUUCCGGUCAGCGAUGAAUCGGCAUUUGGAUAUGGUGCCGGACCGGUGGUUUGACAUCGACUCGCUCUUUGCGGGAGCCAUUAUGAAUCGGGCGAGCGGGCGAUCUCACCAUCAGCAUCAUAUUCAAGAGGCAGGCACGGAGUAUGAGCAGGAGUGGCUUCAGCACCAGCACCAUCUUUUGGAGCAGGAGCAGAAAAAAGGACAGAUGCAGUUGCACCAACAUCAUACGAAGCAUGGCGGCAGCAAUACACAUCAAGGAAGGUCUUCAACAGAUCAACAGCAGCAUAGUCACUACCAUCGCCACAAUUACCAUCAGGAUCACUACCACCAUUCGCGGAGCAGCUCGGGCUUUCAGUCUGGAGAGCAGAAUGAAACCAUGAAAAGUCAGGUUUCAAGACCCAGCAGCGCGUUGAUUAUGUCGCGGAUGCCUAGCUCCAACGAUGAGUGAUGCGUAUGCGAUGAAAGAAAUAAAUGUAAACACAACCAUUUCUGUACCACUGUAUGUGCUGCGCCCAACAAAGGGAAUUGGCAGUAAUGACAUGUUCCAA